CUUAGACCUCUCCGUCAAGCUCGGCACUUCAGUACCUUCUACUUCGACCCAUUUCAAUCGAGCGUACAUCGACUCCUAUAUCGCCUGCUCACAAAAAUUUCCAAGCAUGAGUCUCUUGCGGUCCAGCGUCUGCAGAGCAUGUCGCCGCUCGCAACAAAUUCGCUGGCAUAGAGGCCUUGCGACGGCCAGCAAUCAGUCAUAUGAUAACCGGGUUAGGCUCGUCGAGGUUGGGCCUCGGGACGGCCUGCAAAAUGAGAAGAAGGCAAUCUCCUUGGAGACCAAGAUUGAGCUUAUCGAACGAUUGGCCCGAACUGGAGUUUCUACAAUUGAAGCUGGAUCCUUUGUUGCUCCAAAAUGGGUGCCUCAGAUGAGCAACUCCAGCGAAAUCUUGCAGCAUAUCCUCGACGGAAAGGUUUCUUCUCCUGGCCCGAUCUCAUACUCCUUCCUAGCACCCAAUGGCAAGGGCCUUAAAUCUGCCGCCGAUGUCCUCAGUGCGAAUAGCGGAAAGUUUGCAACUCAACUGGAGCCAGCAGCUGGAGCCGAGGCCGCCACCAAGCCAAGUGUUGAAGUCGCAGUCUUUGCUGCUGCCACCGAGAGCUUCACACAGAAGAACCUCAAUUGCGAUAUCAAGACAUCGCUCGAACGCUUCAAGGAGGUGAUUAGGGAUUCCAAGGCUAUCGGUCUCAGAGUGCGCGCCUACAUUUCUGUAGUCCUAGGAUGCCCAUUCGAAGGGUUCGACGUUGAUCCUCACAAAGUAGCUGAAAUUGCUACAGACCUUCUGGAGGCUGGAGCAGAUGAGAUCUCACUCGGGGACACUACAGGUAUGGGUACAGCACCUCGAACGGGAGCUCUCCUCCAAUGCAUGUCUGCAGCUGGUAUUCGAACUGAGGAUAUUGCUAUGCACUUCCACGAUACAUACGGCCAAGCUCUAGUGAACACUGCUGUAUCCUUAGAGCACGGCAUUCGGACGUUCGAUAGCAGUGUUGGUGGUCUAGGUGGCUGUCCUUACAGCCCUGGCGCCACCGGUAACGUUUCAACGGAAAACAUGGUUUACUUUAUGGAGACUCUGGGUAUGGACACUGGUAUUAAUCUGGAUGCCAUGUCUGACAUUGGAGACUGGAUCACAAAGGAGUUGGGUAAGGAAAAUGGCAGCACCGUAGGUAAAGCAGUUCUUGGAGCUCGGACUCGAGCUAUGCAAAACGCAAAGGAAAGCUAGGAGGAAGCCUGUUGUUGUGUUCUCGUUGAGCAUAGUAAGAAAAGACAGGCAACUAUUUACCUAGUUAUUCAGAAACACCGCAGGUUCCUAGAUUCCUUCUAUUAAGCUGACAGACUUAAAUGCUGUUGAUGUAACCGGUCAACUUACCUUACCUCUGCGAA
Messenger RNA from Fusarium odoratissimum NRRL 54006, 1377 nucleotides. RefSeq names its product hydroxymethylglutaryl-CoA lyase. Gene Ontology annotation, biological process: L-leucine catabolic process; ketone body biosynthetic process. Lineage: Eukaryota; Fungi; Ascomycota; Sordariomycetes; Hypocreales; Nectriaceae. The record is from RefSeq and is a predicted model, not a curated record. The coding region runs from base 107 to 1216 and encodes 369 amino acids. The transcript is spliced from 2 exons. Gene Ontology annotation, molecular function: hydroxymethylglutaryl-CoA lyase activity.